ACCCAUAGAAAAUUAGCAUCCGAGAGCACGAUCGAAGUGUUGUAGUAUUUUUCGCUCAACAGAAAAAGGCCUCUUAACAAUUGCUUUCGGCAUGGGAGCGCUUGACGCUGUGUGAAUUGACAUCAUGGUAGGAUUGCAUGCUCUGCAGCUACCGAACCUUGGAAGCUGUUUGUGGAUAUGAAGGCGUUCACAAAAAGAGCAAGAUACUAACAGCUUCAGAUGAUCCAGCGGUGGCACCUCCCCACUUGGGUACUGCCUCAACAUUUGGCCCCCAAACACGCUCAGCCCCCGCAGCCUCGCCUCGUUGCCUGACUUCUGUCCAAAGCAUGCCUUUUACAGCUACACUCUCUAUACGGUGCAUUUCUAGCGUACUUCAAGAUGAUGGACCCGCUAUCGUUUAUUGCGGGUAUCGUUGGCAUCGCUGCAGCGAGCGCUCACCUGGCAAAUACGGUCCACGACUUUGGCGACAGGUCAGCAAUACACGCUCACAAAUGCAUGAUAUUGGCUCAAAGAUGUCACAUCUCUCUACCAAUCUCAAAGAUCUCGCCACUAUCUUAGACUACGGCCACGGCAAGUACAAGUUGCAGGUACUUAUUGACACGGAGUCCAUCAUGGAGUGUGUGGAGAAGGUCCAGAAAGAGAUACGGCAGAUAGUCAAACAGAAUAGCGGUAUCUGAGCUCGAGUGAGGUGGGCGUUGAGCUCUGGCAAGAUCGCCGAGCUUUUGGACCGGAUCGAAGCGCUCAAGUCCUCACUGAGCAAUGUGCUUGCCACUGUGCAGCUAGCCAUUACUCACAGUGAGCCAAAACAACCUGACCU
Macroventuria anomochaeta is the source of this 817-nucleotide messenger RNA. RefSeq lists its product as uncharacterized. Lineage: Eukaryota; Fungi; Ascomycota; Dothideomycetes; Pleosporales; Didymellaceae. The transcript has a single exon. Bases 138 to 677 code for a protein of 179 amino acids. The record is from RefSeq and is a predicted model, not a curated record.